Messenger RNA from Prunus avium (sweet cherry), 1698 nucleotides. RefSeq names its product Purple acid phosphatases superfamily protein (gene PAP20). NCBI's taxonomy places the organism in Eukaryota, Viridiplantae, Streptophyta, Magnoliopsida, Rosales, Rosaceae. The record is from RefSeq and is a predicted model, not a curated record. Gene Ontology annotation, molecular function: acid phosphatase activity; metal ion binding.
CACUCAAACAACAACAUCAAAACCAUCAAAAUUGGCUUAGGCUCUGUUCUCUUAUGUUACGCCUUGGAUAUACCGUUCGAACACGUGUCCAUCUGGAUAGCCCCCCACGUGUCACAUACAACCCGCGAGGGAGUUGUCCAAAACGAUAAAUCCACGGGCAUGAUAUUGAUGAUGACAUAUUUUUGUGUAUAUAUAUAUAUAUACGAGGAAGAAGAACCAUUGUUGCUUCAAAUUCUUCUGGUGAGGUUUUUUUAUUUAUUGUCUCUGCAGAUUCGAGUAGGUAGGAACAAUAAACAUGGCGGUUGUCGAAGGCCGGCUGGGAGGGUUUCUCAUUGUUUUGACAAUAAUGGGCUUGGCUUUGCCGGUGUUCUUUAUUGCACCGGUCCAGGGGUAUAACCGUCCACCGCCGCGCAAAAACCUCUAUGUCCCUUCUGAUGAUCCUGGUUCUGAUUCUCCACAACAGGUGCAUAUAUCUACAGUAGGUGCAGACAAAAUGAGAGUAUCCUGGAUCACCGACAGUCCAAGUCCAGCAACAGUGGAAUAUGGCACAUCUCCUGGUGCAUAUGAGAAGUCGGCAACUGGGUCGACAAGUUCAUACAAGUAUUUGAUGUACGAGUCUGGGGAAAUCCAUGACGUGGUCAUCGGUCCCUUGGAACCCAACACAGUAUACUACUACCGCUGCGGAUCCAAUUCGGGUCCUGAGUUCAGUUUCAAAACCCCUCCUGCAUCUUUCCCUGUCACAUUUGCAGUCGUAGGUGAUCUUGGGCAAACUGAAUGGACCAAAUCAACCCUCGAUCACAUAUCCAAAGCAAACUACGACAUGUUAUUACUACCAGGAGACUUAUCCUAUGCAGACUUCGACCAACCUUUAUGGGACUCAUUUGGGCGUCUGGUGCAGCCCUUGGCAAGCCAGCGGCCUUGGAUGGUGACACAAGGCAAUCACGAAAUCGAGAAAAUCCCCGUCCUACACUCGUCUGCCUUCACUGCGUACAAUGCAAGGUGGCACAUGCCGUACGAAGAGAGUGUUUCGGAUUCGAACCUCUACUACUCAUUCGAUGUGGCUGGAGUUCAUGUGAUCAUGUUGGGGUCGUACACUGAUUUUGAUCCUAGUUCUGCCCAGUACCAGUGGUUGCAAGUAGAUUUGGGGAAGGUGGAUAGGGGAAGGACCCCGUGGAUCGUUGUGCUUAUCCAUGCUCCUUGGUACAAUUCUAACAAGGCUCACCAGGGUGAAUCUGAAUCUAUUAACAUGAAGGACGCCAUGGAAGAUCUGCUCUAUCAAGCUCGCGUUGAUGUUGUUUAUGCUGGCCAUGUACAUGCAUAUGAGCGUUUUACCCGCGUUUACAAGGAUGAAGCCAAUAAUUGUGGUCCAGUGCAUAUUACCAUUGGAGAUGGUGGCAACCGUGAAGGUCUUGCGAGCAAGUAUAAGAAUCCGCAACCCAAAAUAUCGGUUUUCAGGGAGGCCAGCUUUGGGCACGGGCAGUUAGUGGUGGCAAAUGCAACUCAUGCGCGGUGGACAUGGCAUAGGAAUGAAGAUAGUGAUGAGGCAGUUGCCAGUGACUCCAUUUGGCUCACAAGCCUCUCCUCUGAUCCUGCCUGCAAAAAUUAAAAUUCCAAUAUUAAAUUGCAUAAUAUUCAUACUAUAUGUUCCUUCCAAUCCAAUUAAAAUAAUCAAAUGAAAAAGAAAAUGAAAUUUCUUUA